Molecule: messenger RNA, 3517 nt
Organism: Tribolium madens (black flour beetle)
Lineage: Eukaryota; Metazoa; Arthropoda; Insecta; Coleoptera; Tenebrionidae
Product: mucin-5AC-like
Exons: 6
Coding region: 85-3408 (1107 amino acids)
Cellular component (GO): extracellular region
Molecular function (GO): chitin binding
Source: RefSeq, a predicted model, not a curated record
UCGGCAAUAAAGUACUAUGAUGAUAAAUCCCUAUAAAAAGCGAUGAUUGUAAUGGAAUUGUGUAGAUAAUAAGUGUAUGUGACGAUGAGAUUUUUCGUCACAAUAGCCCUUUUGGGUCUUAGUACUUCGGUAUUUGCGAGUCCUCCCAAUCAUUUGUGUCCUGCUGUGGAUGGUCCAGAUUCUGUUUAUAUUCCACAUGAAGACUGUCGAAAAUUUUGGCAAUGCUCAAAUGGAGUUGCUUAUAAGUUUGAUUGUCCAACGACUACAGUUUUUGAUCCAAGUUUGAACGUUUGUGUUCAUGAAUGGCAGUAUAAUUGCAAGGGGAAUCCCAGUUCCACUAAACCAACGGAACCAGCAACUGAAAAACCCACUGAAAAACCAACUGAUGCUUCAAGCAAGAAACCGACUGAAGAACCAAUUGAAAAAACCACGGAACCAAAUAAGGAAACCAGUCCAACUCGUCCAAGUAAACCAACACGACCACCAUGUACGUCGUCACGGCCUACUAGACCUAGACCAACAAGACCACAACCCACAAGGGUACCAACUGAAAAACCAACGGAUAAACCUACCAAAAAACCAACUGAAGAACCAACUGAUGCCCCAAGCGAGGAACCAAGUGGAAAGUCUACAGAACCAAAUGAGGAAACCAGCAAAGUGACAAACAUUCCAACACGUCCUACAAAACCAUCACGUCCCACUAAACCCACUCGCUCACCAUGUACGUCGUCACGGCCUACUAGCCCUAGACCCACAAAACCACAACCCACAAGGGUACCAACUGAAAAGCCUACUCAACAACCAACGCAGAAACCCACUGAAAUACCAAGCAAAAAACCAACUGAAGAACCAACUGCUACUCCAACUGAGGAGCCUGCCAAAGAACCAACUGAUGCUCCAAGCGAGAAACCAACUGUAGAACCAAGUGAAGAAACUAGCAAAGUGACAAACACUCGUCCAAGUAAACCAACACGAGCACCAUGUACGUCGUCGCGGCCUACUAGACCUAGACCAACAAAACCACAACCCACAAGAACACCGACUGAAAAGCCUACUGAACCACCAACGCAGAAACCCACUGAAAAAACAACGGAAAAACCAACAGAAGAACCCACUAAAAAACCCACUGAAAAACCAACCGAGGAACCCACUGAAAAACCAACGCAGAGACCCACUGAAAAUCCAACGGAAAAACCAACAGAAGAACCCACUGAAAAACCAACCGAGGAACCCACUGAAAAACCAACAAAAAAACCCACUGAAAAUCCAACAGAGGAACCCACUGAAAAACCAACAAAAAAACCCACUGAAAAACCAACAGAGGAACCCACUGAAAAACCAACUGAGAAACCAACUCGUCCAGAUAGCAGAGAAUCUGGGGAAAGUGGCGAAAGGUCAAAUGAAAGUUCCAACGGUUCCAACAGUGGUUCCAGCAGUGGUUCCAGCAGUGGUUCCAGCGAAAGUAACGAAUCAUCAGAACUAGGAUUAUCAAAGAUGAAAGUGUUUUUAACAGUUAUUUCCUUGUUUUCUCUUGGACUAGCAAGCUCUCCUUCAGACUCGUGUCCAACAAUCGACGGUGCAUUUCCUGUAUAUUUACCGCAUGAAAAUUGUGGAAAAUAUUAUGAGUGUUCAAAUGGUGUAGCAUAUUUGUUUGAUUGUCCAGCUGGAUUACACUGGAAUGUUAAUAAACUCACUUGUGAUUGGCCACAUGAUGCCGGAUGUGAAGACAAAAAUGAAGAAAAUCCUUCCAGCUUGUGUCCAGCAGUAGAUGGAGCUUUUCCUGUAUACUUACCACACGAAGAUUGUGGAAAAUUUUAUCAGUGUUCAAAUGGUGUAGCGCAUUUGUUUGAUUGUCCAGCUGGAUUACACUGGAAUGUUGAUAUUCUCACUUGUGAUUGGCCACACGAUGCCGGAUGUGAAGGCAGACAUGAAGAAAAAACAACCACUACAUCUACAACCACAACAACAACAACAACAACAACUCAACAACCACCUGAAGAAAUUACUACAACUGAUCCAAGAACUACGGAAGAAGGAAGUGGAGAUGACCAAAACGAGACCACAGAAGACAAUAAUGAAAACACAACCAAAAAUCCAGUAUCUGAAGAAACAUCACCAAAUGAUGAUACAACUGAAAAUCCGGUUACUGAAGAAACUACCUCGAAAAAACCUGUAACGGACGGAGAAUUGACAACAGACGAUGAUUCGGAUGUGACUGAAUGCACACCUGAAGAACCAACUACAGAUGAUGAUGACAGUGAAACAACUGAAAAAAAUGUUACAGAUGAUGAUAACAAUUCUGAAAACGUUACUGAAGAUGGAGAUGACGAAACUACCGAAGAACCUGUUACAGAUGACGAUAACAAUUCAGAAAACGUUACAGACGAUGACAAUAAUAAAACCACAGGUGAUGACGAAACUACCGAGAAACCUGUUACAGAUGACGAUAACAAUUCUGAAAACGUUACUGAAGAUAGAGAUGACGAAACUACCGAAGAACCUGUUACAGAAGACGACAAUAACUCAGAAAACGUUACAGACGAUGACAAUAAUGAAACCACUGACGGUGACGAUACUACCGAAGAACCUGUUACAGAUGAUGAUAACAAUUCUGGAAAUGUUACAGACGAUGACAAUAAUGAAACUACAGACAAUGACGAAACAACUGAAGAUCCUGUUACAGAUGACGAUAACAAUUCUGAAAACGUUACAGACGAUGACAAUAAUGAAACCACAGACGAUGACGAUACUACCGAUGAACCUGUUACAGAUGACGAUAACAAUUCUGAACAUGUUACAGACGAUGACAAUAAUGAAACUACAGACGAUGACGAAACAACUGAAAAUCCUGUUACAGAUGACGAUAACAGUUCUGAAAACGUUACAGAAGACAAUGAAGAAUCAACGACCGACAACAGUUCUGAAAAUGUAACAGAACCUAACACAACUGAAGAAACAACAGUAACAGAAAAACCAACAACUACAGAAAAACCAACAACCACUGAAAAACCGACAACCACAGAAAAACCAACAACCACUGAAAAACCGACAACCACAGAAAAACCAACAACCACUGNAAAACCGACAACCACAGAAAAACCAACAACCACUGAAAAACCGACAACCACAGAAAAACCAACAACCACUGAAAAACCGACAACUACUGAAAAACCGACAACCACUGAAAAACCAACAACGCAAGAACAGCUUUCAGAUGAAGAAAUAGUUGAUGCCAUUUGCAAAGCCAGGCCUGAAGACAUUUUCUUAACAGCUCAUCCAUCCAACUGUCACAAAUAUGCUGUUUGUAUGACUGGAAGAUACGUCAUUCAAACUUGCCCAGAUGGUAACCACUUUAGUCCAUCUAGUAUGGCUUGCACAAAAUCAUCAAAUGGCGAAUGUAAUGUCUAAUCUAUUUCUUAAAGUAAAUAAAAUGUUUCCAACAAUUAAAAUAUACUCUUAAAAUAGACAAAUGUAAAACUUUGUUGUCUAGUAACGAAAUAAACUUUAUAAAUCUAAA